AACACGAGGGUCUUAAACGUAAAAAGAUCUCCAAGACUGAUAAAGCCCUAAACCCUUCGCCGGAGGGAACGAAGAAGACUCGCCACUUCGUUUUUGAAACCCUAGACCUCGAGAAACACUAGAAACUCUCCGAGGUAGUUGUCAAUUCGGCAGGCCGACGAUGAGGAAGAAGGUGGACGACCGGAUCCGCACGCUGAUCGAGAAUGGCGUCAAGCUCCGGCACCGCUCCAUGUUCUUGAUCGUCGGAGACAAGUCUCGAGAUCAGAUUGUGAAUUUGCACUACAUGUUGAGCAAAUCGGUGGUGAAAUCUCGCCCUACUGUUCUGUGGUGCUACAAGGAUAAACUCGAACUCAGCAGUCACAAGAAAAAACGUGCAAAGCAGAUAAAGAAAUUGAUGCAGAGGGGAUUGCUGGACCCUGAAAAAGUAGACCAGUUUUCUCUUUUUGUUGAAAGCGGGAAUAUAACAUAUUGCCUGUAUAGAGACUCAGAAAGAAUUCUUGGGAAUACCUUUGGCAUGUGUAUUCUACAGGAUUUUGAAGCAUUAACACCUAAUCUCCUUGCGAGGACUAUUGAGACAGUGGAGGGUGGUGGUUUGAUUGUCUUAUUACUUCGAUCACUUUCUUCUCUCACCAGUCUCUACACUAUGGUUAUGGAUGUGCAUGAAAGGUUUCGUACAGAAUCUCAUAGUCAGCCAGCUGCACGAUUCAAUGAACGUUUCUUGUUGUCAAUUGCAUCAUGUAAAGCAUGUGUCGUUAUGGAUGAUGAGCUUAAUAUUUUGCCAAUAUCAUCUCAUAUAAGAUCAAUCCAACCUGUAACAGUCAUGGAGGAUUCUGAGGGCCUAUCAGAAAAGGAAAGGAAGCUGAAAACUUUGAAAGAGCAAUUUCAUGAAGAUUUACCAGUAGGCCCUUUAAUUGGCAAGUGUUGUACAAUGGACCAGGGAAAAGCUGUGAUUACAUUUCUUGAUGCAGUUCUGGAUAAGACACUUCGAAGCACUGUUGCAUUAAUUGCUUCUCGUGGACGAGGAAAAUCUGCAGCUCUUGGUCUUGCUGUAGCAGGGGCUGUUGCUGCAGGGUAUUCAAACAUUUUUGUCACAGCACCCAGCCCUGAAAACCUUAAGACGUUGUUUGAGUUUGUGUGCAAGGGACUUAAUGCGUUGGAAUAUAAGGAACAUUUGCAUUAUGAUGUGGUUAAGAGCACUGAUCCAGAUCUCAAGAAAGCAACCAUCCAGAUAAAUGUUUACAAGCAGCAUCGACAGACAAUUCAAUAUCUGAAACCACAUGACCAUGGAAAACUUGCUCAAGUUGAGCUUCUAGUUAUUGAUGAAGCUGCAGCUAUUCCAUUACCUAUCGUGAAGUCACUGCUCGGACCUUAUCUUGUCUUCCUUUCAUCUACUGUUAAUGGGUAUGAAGGCACGGGAAGGUCAUUGUCAUUGAAGCUUCUUCAGCAAUUGGAAUCACAAAGCCAGGUGCCUGGUCAGACUGUUGAUGGUCCCCAUCCUGGUAGGCUUUUUAAGAAGAUUGAACUGAAUGAGUCGAUCAGAUAUGCUUCUGGAGAUCCUAUUGAGUCUUGGCUUUAUGGAUUACUUUGCUUGGAUGUCACAAGUUAUAUACCUAACAUUUCCAGACUCCCCCAUCCGAGUGAAUGUGAUCUCUACUAUGUUAAUCGAGACACCCUUUUCUCUUAUCACAAAGAGAGUGAAAUAUUUUUACAGAGGAUGAUGGCUCUUUAUGUUGCUUCUCACUACAAAAAUUCUCCGAAUGACUUGCAAUUAAUGGCUGAUGCACCAUCACACCACCUAUUUGUUUUGCUCGGCCCUGUUGAUGAGUCUAAAAAUCAACUUCCAGAUAUUUUGUGUGUAAUACAGGUUUCUCUUGAAGGGCAAAUAUCACGUAAAUCUGCUAUUAAAAGCCUGAGCGAGGGACACCAACCUUUUGGUGACCAAAUUCCCUGGAAAUUUUGUGAGCAAUUCCAAGAUAAUACAUUUCCAAGUCUUUCUGGUGCUAGAAUUGUGCGAAUUGCUGUCCACCCCAGUGCGUUAAGGCUUGGAUAUGGCUCAGUUGCGGUAGAGCUUUUAGCAAGGUACUAUGAAGGACAGCUGACUCAUUUCACUGAAGCAGAAUUUGAUGAGAAUGAGGAGCAAAACAUCAGAGUUACUGAAGCUGCAGAAAAGGUCUCAUUAUUAGAGGAGAAUAUAACGCCGAGGGCUAAUCUCCCUCCUCUUCUUGUACAUCUUCGUGAAAGGCACCCUGAAAAACUCCAUUACCUUGGUGUAUCUUUUGGUCUGACAAGGGAUCUAUUUCGUUUCUGGAGGAAGCACAACUUUGUGCCAUUCUAUAUUGGCCAGAUUCCAAGUGCCGUGACUGGUGAACAUACUUGCAUGGUUCUGAAGCCAUUAAACAAUGAUGAAAUUGAAGUUAGUGAACCUGGGCAAUUGGGGUUUCUUUCUCCAUUUUAUGAAGAUUUCAAACAACGGUUUAGCCGACUCCUUGGCACCACCUUUCGUGCACUUGAUUAUAAGCUUGCGAUGAGCAUAUUGGCAUCAAAGAUAAGUUUUGCAGAGCAUGAAACAUUAUCCGAUGAGAACUCAAAGCCUUUGCAGGCCCUGCUGUCACCAUAUGAUAUGAAGCGACUGGAAGCAUACACAAAUAAUCAUGUAGAUUAUCAUAUGAUUCUAGACCUUGUUCCGAUACUCGCGCAUCAGUACUUCCAGGAAAAGAUUCCGAUGACAUUAACUCCUGUUCAAGCUUCUGUCUUAUUCUGCAUAGGUAUGCAGAACCAAGACAUUUCAUAUAUCAAGGAAGAGAUGAAGCUGGAAAGAGAGCAGAUACUGUCAUUGUUCAUCAAGGUGAUGAAAAAACUGUACAAUUAUCUAUACAGCAUUGCAGCCAAAGACAUUGACUCAACUUUACCUCGACUCAAGGAUGUAUCAUUUGCUCCUCACAGUAAAUCAGUUGAUGAAGAUCUCAAUGAGGCUGCCAGGGAGGUCAUGGAGAAAAUGAAAGCCGGAAAUGAAGCGAUGUUGGAUCCAGAGCUCCUGCAGCAAUAUGCCAUUGUGGAUAGAGAAGGUGAUUUCGAGAAGGCUCUUCAAACCGGAGCUGGUAAAGUUCCGGCCAGUGGCCUCCUCAGUGUUAAAUCCAACAGACCGAGGAAAGAGAAGCCCGAAACUCACUUGGAAUCAUCAAGAAAGAACAAAAGAAAAGGCGACGGUCAUAAAGAUAGGUCAAAAUUCAGCAAAAAGAAUAAAUCUUAAGGCAAUGAAAUUUAUGUGUUUGCUAAUUUAUUAUUUUGUAGCCAUUUUGCUGCAUCCAAAUUUUGUAGAGAAUUUAAGAUAUACUUCCCACAUUUUUACAGCAUAUCUUGAAAAUUUUUUAUUGCCUUUGUAUUCUAGAGUUACUGUAUUACUGUGUAUGUAAGCAUUUAAAAGC
This is a messenger RNA of Dioscorea cayenensis subsp. rotundata (Guinea yam), 3425 nucleotides long. Its product is annotated as RNA cytidine acetyltransferase 1-like. NCBI's taxonomy places the organism in Eukaryota, Viridiplantae, Streptophyta, Magnoliopsida, Dioscoreales, Dioscoreaceae. Gene Ontology annotation, molecular function: ATP binding; 18S rRNA cytidine N-acetyltransferase activity; tRNA binding. The record is from RefSeq and is a predicted model, not a curated record. Gene Ontology annotation, biological process: rRNA acetylation involved in maturation of SSU-rRNA. Gene Ontology annotation, cellular component: nucleolus; 90S preribosome.